AUGUCUCCUCCGGCUGAAUUGAGUUUUGACGAAAUACUUAAAUUUAUGUUGGCUCACAAUGGAAAAGUCACGAAUCACGAAUUGGUCAAGCAUUUUAAAGUGUUUUUAAUGAACCCCGACAUGAGAGAUGAAGCAAGAAAUACCUUCAAAAAACAUGUUAAUGCAUUGGCUAUAAUUAAAAAUCAAAAUAAUGAAAAAUGGUUGAUUUUAAAGAAAAAAUAUUUGAAUAAUAGUGCAAAGGAGAAUGAAAUUUCAGAAAAUAAAACACAGGAGGAGCCCGUAACUGAAAGCAAUGUUGAACCUGAACCUAUUAGCCAACCACCAUACCGUCCUCCACCACCCUUACAAUUAAACCAAGAUUUCAAUAUACUAUCAAGUAUUAUUCAAGAUUCAACACCUGUUAGUCCAUCUCCAAAAACUUCUGUUGAUAUUCCUCUAAGUGAAAGCAAAGAAAGUUUGACUCUAAGUGAAGAAACUCCACCAAAAGUUCAUCCAAGAAGAAAAUCCACUGAAAAAAGUGGUAUGGAUAAAAGAUCAAGCAUACCUAAUUUAAACCUCGGACCCCGUUCAUCGAUCCCGAACCAAGAUUCAUCUGAACUUAGUGAAACAUUAACAUCCUCUAGAAGUGAAAGUAUGUUGGUGGAGAAUGAACAGAAGAUAUCUGUGAAAGAAAGAAAGCAAAUGUUUAACAGAAUGGCUUCAGAAAGUGAUGUGAUUAAGUCCCAAAAACUUAGUUUUAACUCAUCGAGUGUCGACGAAGAAGACAGAGCAUCGCUGGAGCACAAGGAGUCAGAUCCGUUGGACUCAAAGCAAAAACAGUGGAUACUGUGUGCAGCUCGAGGCGAAUACCACUCAUUAGCUAAAAUGUGCAAAGAAAACGCAAAGCUUGUACGGACAAAGCUAUUUAAGAUAACAUUUAGACUCAAACGUAGGGUGGAAGAAAGGUUAAAAAUAACUGCCAUCUUAACAGUAUUAGCAUCUGCUUGUCGCAAAGUGGUCGUCGCGUGUUCUUACUACAUCAUAAACGUUGAACUUACACAAAUGGAUGUU
This is a messenger RNA of Brenthis ino (lesser marbled fritillary), 1050 nucleotides long. Lineage: Eukaryota; Metazoa; Arthropoda; Insecta; Lepidoptera; Nymphalidae. The record is from the annotation of a GenBank genome assembly.